CUUUUCUGUUCUCACGGCUUUCCUAUCCAUCUAGUUAUGAAAAGAAACUCCAUUCGUUUUCUUCAGACGUUUGUUUCUGCACUAGCUUCAUAUCUCCCAGUCCUUUCCCGAAUCUUUGGCUUGUUCUGCAUGUCGUAAAGCCGUAGGGCGCAGGAACAGUUUUUUUUUUGUGCCAUGUUUUGAUGUUGAAUCACCCUUUUCGUACUGUUGCUGCCUUAUCCUGCAGUAUAAAAGGAACUAGACGACCAUCAUUCAAGAAAAAGAAAAAUAAAUAUACCUCUUCUGCAUACCGCGCACAUUCCUUUCGUGCAGUCUUGGGUGUUCCAGUGUGUGGCUUUAUCUUCCCAUCUUUGAACAUUUCGGCCGCUCAGCCCGUCAUGGAUGGUUUGAAAGCCACUUCUUUGCUCUUCCAACGGAAUGGCGAUCUCUACAGACACGAUGCAGAGAUUCUGGCCUGCAUGCCGUUCAGUGAACUCUCUCAGGACGACCAAAUACUUUUCAAGAACGCCCCUGAGGAUGUUUGCGCAGUUAUCGUCAAUGAGACGAUAUUCCACCCCCAGGGCGGAGGCCAGCCCUCAGAUGUAGGUCGCAUGAUUACAGGUACAGGAAUCUUUGACGUCCUGUCUGUCCGUACCUCUACCACCCACCCGGGCGUUGUGCUGCAUUUUGGCAAGUUUGCUCAACCAAGCAACGAGACACUUUUCAAGGCAGGACAAAAGUGCUUGCAGACCGUCAAUGGCGCAAAGAGGUUGUUGUACUCAAAGUACCACACCGCUGGUCACGUCCUAGGCGCAGCGGUUCGACACCUGCUUGAGAAGCAGGUUGAAGGCUUCGACGAAUUGAAAGCGUCACACUUUCCAGACUCGGCUUCGUGUGAGUUCGCAGGCCUCAUCGCCGGCUCUCAUAAAGAGGCCAUCCAAAAGAAGGUUGACGAGUAUAUCGAGGCCGACAUGCCAGUUGAAAUUGACUGGUGGAGCGAGGACGAUUUCAGAAAGGAGGGUCUGGAGCGCCUCAUCCCCAACGACGAGGUAAGGGAGGCCAUGGGCGUCAAACCGGGCGAGAAAUUCAGGGUGGUCAAGAUUGUCGGUGCUGAAGUGUAUCCGUGUGGAGGAACUCACGUGAAGAGCACCCAGGCAUGUGGGAAGACGGUGGUCAAGAAAAUUGCUAGGAACAAAGGACAGAGCAAGGUCAGCUACUGGCUGCCAGAUGCCUGAGCGCCGUUUGCACGACCUCCACGCCUUUAGUACAUUGCGAGACGGUCGUGCGAGACCUCUUCAUAUGUGCACGAUUCCACAGAAACGUUGGUCUGCUCCGGGCGUGCAGAGCAUGUCAGAUACGAGGCGAUUUUGCUCUUUUAUCUGACAACGAACGACAGAAAGAAUUCUUUUUUCCCAGGAUUUGCGAAAUCCGCAUUGGCAGAUUCAUGGGAGAAGCCACCGAGAAAUUAACGCCGCAGAGGCUAAUAUAACUGUGCAAGUGCAUAUGUAUAUUUGCGGAGAUAUUGAAAGGAAGUACCACUUUGUUAAAGGUACCCUAUUUGGUGUUGUACACAUGCCCGAUCAUAGAAUAAUUUGGAGCUUGUUCAAUAUUUGUUUGA
This is a messenger RNA of Verruconis gallopava, 1597 nucleotides long. RefSeq lists its product as uncharacterized. Gene Ontology annotation, biological process: regulation of translational fidelity; tRNA aminoacylation. Lineage: Eukaryota; Fungi; Ascomycota; Dothideomycetes; Venturiales; Sympoventuriaceae. Gene Ontology annotation, molecular function: Ser-tRNA(Ala) deacylase activity; ATP binding; aminoacyl-tRNA ligase activity. The transcript has a single exon. The record is from RefSeq and is a predicted model, not a curated record. Bases 183 to 1214 code for a protein of 343 amino acids.